Molecule: messenger RNA, 869 nt
Organism: Aegilops tauschii subsp. strangulata
Lineage: Eukaryota; Viridiplantae; Streptophyta; Magnoliopsida; Poales; Poaceae
Product: putative 4-hydroxy-4-methyl-2-oxoglutarate aldolase 2
Biological process (GO): regulation of RNA metabolic process
Molecular function (GO): ribonuclease inhibitor activity
Source: RefSeq, a predicted model, not a curated record
UGAUAAUGAUAGAGCAGAGCUCCUCCACCUCGUCUCCUUUUUGCUGUUUUGCUGCUCCCCUCGAACCGGAGCCACGCUCGCUUGCCGCCGCCGCCGCCCUGAUUCCCCCCUCCCUCCCUCCAAGCCCCACCAGUCCCCCGCCGCGGUCGAGGGGCUAGUCUGCGCCGGCGACCGGAGAGGAGGAGUAUUAUAAGCAGCCCUGAAGCCAAAAUGGCAGCCUUGCCACUGGCCACCGCGGAGGCCUGCGACGCCAACUCGCACAUGAUCACCAGCGGCGAGCUCCGCGCGCUGCAGCCCGUCUUCCGGGUCUACGGGGGCCGGCGGCUCUUCGCGGGCCCCGUCGUGACGGUGAAGGUGUUCGAGGACAACGUCCUGGUCCGUGGCAUCCUGGAGGAGAAGGGCCAGGGCAGGGUCCUGGUGGUGGACGGCGGCGGGAGCCUCCGCCGCGCCCUCCUGGGGGGCAACAUCGCCAUGCUGGCGCAGAACAACGGGUGGGCCGGCAUCGUGAUCAACGGCUGCGUCCGGGACGUCGACGAGAUCAACGGGUGCGACAUCGGCGUGCGGGCUCUCGGCUCGCACCCGGUCAAGUCGGACAAGAGGGGGAUGGGCGAGAAGCACGUCCCGGUCACCGUCGCCGGCGCCAGGAUCUGUGAUGGUGAGUGGCUCUACGCCGACGCCGACGGCAUCCUCGUCUCCAGGACCGAGCUCAGCGUGUAGUUCCUCUCUGUGUAUACAUUUACUUGUGUGUAAAAUGAUGUAUGCAUGAAUGAAGUCAAAUAUGUCUUAGAUACAUCCAUUUCUUUGACAAAUAAUUUCGGGACGGAGACAGUGGAUGUUUGUACUGCACUGUCACAAUGUGUUUUAUGUUC